AUGGUGCCUCCGAGAGAAGAAAUUUCCGCGAGAACGAUGCGAGCGAGGAGGAGGACGUCUUUAAAGACGAAAAAGUUUAAAGACGAGGACGCGAGAGAGGCGGAGGAAACCGACGAGGACGAGGACGACGGGGAAAACGACGCCCCGGAUGGAUUAAAAAAUGAACGGAAAUUGAGUAGCCGACACCACCGUCUUCGUGAUAUCGACGAGGAAGAGAACGACAUUUUGACGAGAGGAAGUCGACGUCCUCCUCCUAAACAAAACACAGGUGGAACACUACACAACGCAGGAGGAGGAGGAGGAGGAGGACACGUUCCGACGACGACGAGGCCCGAGACGAGGGAGAUGUCAGAUUUGGGAGCAGAAGACCACGGGGGGAGGAAAUCUUUCUUUGGUAUCGACGCGACGACGACGACGACGACGACGGGAACACCGCCUUCUCCUCUUCCUUCAUCGCGAGGAAGGAACAACACCCACGGUGGUUCGAAAGAGGGAAAACAUCAUCAACGGUUCGUCAUCUCGUGGAAGAAAAUCGCGCGGAACGUGGCGCCGUUUUGCGUGUUGAGCGUUCAGUACGGCGCGCAGCCUCUGUUGACGAAGAAGUUCAUAUCGGCGAACGUUUCGAGCUUAGGCGUCGUCGCGGCGACGGAGUGCGUGAAGAUUGCGUUGUGUUUGAUUUCGAUGCGAAUGCAAGGUCCGAGGGAGAUUCGUCGGCAGUUUGGGAAGGUGAGGUUGAACGUGUUUGCUUUGAGCGUGGUCCCCGCGAUUGUGUAUUCCAUUCAAAACAUGUUGAUGCAGUACGGAUACCACUCCGUCGACCCGGUGUUAUUCAACUGCUUGAAUCAAACGAAAAUCAUAUGGACCGCGUUGUUCGUGUACGUCGUGUUUGGGACGAAACAGACAUUCGUUCAGUGCUUGAGUUUACUCGGGUUGAUGUUAGCGAGCGUGAUUUUACAAAUCAAAGAGAUUUUAGAACCAGCGGUGGACGCGCAAAAAUCGUUGGGAUCGAGCGGCGACGUAAACGGAACGGACGCGAGUGGCAUGACGGUGAUUGCGGAGGAAGAGUACGCGAGAUAUUUAGGAGUAAUUGCCGUAACCGCGGCGUCUUGUUUGAGUGGACUUGCAAGCACGAGCACUCAAAUUUCGCUGCAAGCGUUGCGACGAUCCGCGCAAGUGUUGACGAUUGAAAUGGCCAUCGCUUCUAUACCGAUCGUCUAUUUCGUCCACGUCUCCAAGCUGGCAUUUGGCGACGAACUCUUCGUGCAACAAGCGCAACCUCAUCUCCAUGAAGAACAAGACGAGACGGCGGCGACACCAACACCAACCGGUAACCUCGUCUCCUCCGCGGCCAUCCAACGUCUCCUCUACGCCGGCUCCACCAAGUGGUCCUCCAUGUUUGACAACUUCACCUUCCUCACGUUCAUACCGAUCUUCACUUCCGCCAUCGGUGGCAUUUGCGUCGGUCUGGUUACCAAAAACCUCGGCUCCGUCGCCAAAGGAUUCGCCAUCACGCUCGGUUUAAUCUUGACCGGCGUCAUCGAAUCCGUCACUCGAGGCGAGAUGCUCCAAACCGAACAAAUCGUCGGUCUCCUCUUGGUCGGUGCGUGCACGCACGCGCACACCGUCUACGCCGUUCACGAACCGUUAGUCACGAAUAGUCAAAUUAGAAUAGCUCAAGCAAACGCGGAGAGAAGAGAUAGGCAGAAGAAGCGCAUUCGGGACCAGAGCGCUAAGAAAUUCGCGUAG
Messenger RNA from Bathycoccus prasinos, 1746 nucleotides. RefSeq lists its product with no specific name. The record is from RefSeq and is a predicted model, not a curated record. Gene Ontology annotation, molecular function: pyrimidine nucleotide-sugar transmembrane transporter activity. Gene Ontology annotation, cellular component: Golgi membrane. Gene Ontology annotation, biological process: pyrimidine nucleotide-sugar transmembrane transport. The coding region runs from base 1 to 1746 and encodes 581 amino acids. The transcript has a single exon. NCBI's taxonomy places the organism in Eukaryota, Viridiplantae, Chlorophyta, Mamiellophyceae, Mamiellales, Bathycoccaceae.